GGGGUGGGGCAGUGGCCCGGCCCCGCGCGGGGCACGCCGGGAAGAUGGAGAACUUCUCGGCGCUGUUCGGCGGGGCCGAGCCGCCGCCCGCCGCUACCGCCGCCGCCCUUGGCUUCGGGCCCACCAAGGCGCCAGGCGCCGGGGCCGCACCGCCCCCCACCGCCGCCGCGCCGCCGCCGGGCGAGGACGCGGCCCGCAAGGCCGCCUCCGGCCCCUUCUACCUGCUGCGGGAGCUACCAGGCACCACGGAGCUGACAGGCAGCACCAACCUGAUCACGCACUACAACUUGGAGCACGCCUACAACAAGUUCUGCGGCAAGAAGGUGAAGGAGAAGCUCAGCAACUUCCUCCCCGACCUGCCCGGCAUGAUCGACCUGCCCGGCUCCCAUGACAACAGCAGCCUGCGCUCCCUCAUUGAGAAGCCCCCCAUCUGCGGCAGCUCCUUCACCCCCCUCACUGGCACCAUGCUGACAGGCUUCCGCCUCCACGCUGGCCCGCUGCCUGAGCAGUGCCGGCUGAUGCACAUCCAGCCGCCCAAGAAGAAGAAUAAGCACAAGCACAAGCAGAGCCGCACCCAAGAUCCCGUCCCCCCAGAAACCCCCUCAGACUCUGACCACAAGAAGAAAAAGAAGAAAAAAGAGGAGGAUCCAGAACGGAAGAGGAAGAAGAAAGAGAAGAAGAAAAAGAAGAACCGGCACAGCCCGGAGCACCCGGGGGUGGGCAGCUCCCAGGCCAGCAGCAGCAGCAGCUUGCGGUGAGGCCACACCAGCACCGCCCCAGGGAUCCCCCAGCCACAGGAACAGCCCUGGCUGACCUUGGAGGGACUCAUCCUUCCCGUGGUGCUCGGCAGGGGGUCUCGGGCUGGCCUGUCCCCCUGCCCCAGCAGAGGACGCUCCUGCAGCCCCGUGCUUGAGUUGUGCAGCCAGCUGGGACCAGGGGAAACAGACUCUGCUGGUGCUGGGGUUGCUGACCUUGGCCUUUUAUACAAAACAACCUGGUGCAUCGGGGCCUCUCUUUUUUAGUCACCUUUUAAUUAAAGUCUGUGCUCUGA
This is a messenger RNA of Phalacrocorax carbo (great cormorant), 1051 nucleotides long. The record is from RefSeq and is a predicted model, not a curated record. NCBI's taxonomy places the organism in Eukaryota, Metazoa, Chordata, Aves, Suliformes, Phalacrocoracidae.